AUGGCGCAGAGUGUGCUGUCUCAGCCGAUUCACUAUUCAAUUUUAGAGGAAACAGAAAAGGGCUCUCUUGUGGGGAAUCUUGGAAAAGAUUUAGGAUUGGAUGCUAAAGAGCUGUCAAAACGCAAGCUUGGUAUCUCUUCAGAAAAGCAAUAUUUCACUCUUAAUGAGCAAAAUGGCAACCUGUAUGUGAAUGACAGGAUAGACCGAGAAGAAAUUUGUGGGAAAUCACCCUCUUGUGUCCUAAAAUUAGAAGCUGUGGUUCACAGCCCUUUGAAUGUAUUUCACAUACAAGUUUUGAUUAAAGACAUUAAUGAUAAUGCCCCACAUUUCCAGAAAGACAAUAUUGAACUUAAAGUGAGUGAAUCAAGUCUGCCAGGAGCUCUGUUUGUCCUUGGAAAUGCUGAAGACAAGGACAUUGGAGUCAAUACUCUUCAGAACUAUCAUUUGAGCCCAACUCCUUAUUUCAAACUAGAAAUCAAAGACAGCAAGGAUGGGGGCAAAUAUGCAGAAUUAAUAUUGCAAAAACAAUUGGAUAGGGAAAAAGAACAAGCGCUUCACUUGGUCCUUACAGCUCUGGAUGGGGGAGAUCCAAUAAGAUCCGGAACAGCAAACAUACAUGUUACUGUUACUGAUGUCAAUGACAAUGUACCUGUUUUUGACCAGGAAACCUACAAAGUAAGCCUGAAGGAGAAUACACCCAGAGGAACUUCCAUAGUUCAGGUUAAAGCAUUUGACAGUGAUGAAGGAACAAAUGCUGAAAUAACUUACACUUUCAGCAACAUCCUAGAAAGUAGCAAACAGAAAUUCAACCUGGAUCCACAUGAUGGAACAAUUACGCUUACAGAGAGUAUUGAUUUUGAGGAAAGUCAAAGUUAUAUAGGGAUAAUACAGGCCAUUGAUGGGGGUGGUUUCAUGACACAUUGCAAACUGGAGAUUGAGGUUUUAGACCAGAAUGACAGUCCUCCAGAAGUAGUACUUACUUCUGUAUCCAGUCCAAUUCCUGAAGACUCCAUGCCUGGAACUGUUAUUGCUUUGCUGAAGGUUCAUGACAAGGAUUCUGGAGAGAAUGGGGAAGUCACUUGCCAUCUCAGAGAACUUGUACCUUUUCAGAUAGUUUCAUCUACAGAUAAUUACUUCAAACUUCUCACGGAUAGUUACCUUGACAGAGAAAAAAUUCCAGAGUAUAACAUUACAAUUAUAGCCACAGAUAAAGGCAUCCCUCCGCUCUCUACAUACAAAACCAUCUCUCUAAAGAUCUCAGAUAUCAAUGAUAACUCUCCAGUCUUCGAAAUGCCCUCCUAUACCGCUUACGUGCCAGAGAACAACCCUUCCGGAUCGUCCAUUUUCAGUGUCAAGGCCUCUGACCCAGAUGAGGAUCGCAAUGCACAAAUCACUUACUCCAUCCUCAAGAGUAACAUUGAGGACCUGCCUCUCUCCUCCUACCUCUCUAUUAAUUCUGAGACUGGCACCAUUUAUGCACAGCGCUCCUUUGACUAUGAGCAAUUCAGAGAGUUUCAGAUUCAAGUGCGGGCCCAAGAUGGAGGCUCCCCACCCCUCAAUAGCAGCACCAUAGUGAGAGUAUGUAUUCUGGAUCAGAAUGAUAAUACUCCACAGAUCCUCUAUCCUUCCCAAGGAACUGAAAGUUCCUCUUUGUUUGAGAUGGUGCCUCGGACGGCUGAAUUUGGUUAUCUGGUGACCAAAGUGGUGGCAGUGGAUGCUGACUCUGGACACAAUGCGUGGCUCUCUUUCCACCUGCUGCAGGCCACAGAACCCUCUCUUUUCACCAUUGGGUUCCACACAGGAGAGAUCAAAACAGCCCGAGAAUUACUGGAGAGAGAAGCUGUGAAGCAGAGGCUGGUUAUUAUGGUGAAGGACAACGGACAAUCUCCUCUCUCAGCAACUGUGACUCUGAACCUUGUUUUUGCUGAGAACUUCCAAGAAGCGCUUCCAGAAAUGAACACUCAACCCAGUGAUUCAGACUCUCAGUCUGAUCUCCAGUUUUAUUUGGUUCUGGCUUUGGCCUUGUUGUCCUUCCUAUUCCUUGUGACAGUAACACUGACCAUUAUGAUGAAACUCCGACGGUCAAGGAACCCCACCUUUCUCCAGUGCUUUAUUCCUGAUGCAAAGACUGGUGCCAUUUACCCUCCCAAUUAUGAGGAUGGGACUUUGCCAUAUUCAUACCAGGUCUGCCUGUCUUCUGAAUCUAGAAGAAAUGAGUUAACUUUCUUGCAGCCUACUGUCCAAAUAGCAGAGAAUAUCCUCUGUAAUGUAAAAUCUGAUAUUUCCAUGAUGCUGAGUGGAGAUAACAAUUUUGAUGGUAAAACAGAGAAUGUGGAGCAGGCAGACUAA
Molecule: messenger RNA, 2349 nt
Organism: Heteronotia binoei (common prickly gecko)
Lineage: Eukaryota; Metazoa; Chordata; Lepidosauria; Squamata; Gekkonidae
Product: protocadherin gamma-B7-like
Exons: 3
Coding region: 1-2349 (782 amino acids)
Biological process (GO): homophilic cell-cell adhesion
Cellular component (GO): plasma membrane
Molecular function (GO): calcium ion binding
Source: RefSeq, a predicted model, not a curated record